Molecule: messenger RNA, 7749 nt
Organism: [Candida] anglica
Lineage: Eukaryota; Fungi; Ascomycota; Pichiomycetes; Serinales; Debaryomycetaceae
Source: the annotation of a GenBank genome assembly
AUGUUUCCGAUUGAGAAGUUGGUGCAAGCAGUCACUUCCAUAUUGGUAUUAUGGAUUGUUGGCUGGUAUGCAUUCUAUCUCACGACAGGAUUUCAUCUUAAGAGUAUUGGAAUAAAUAAUGGGAUUCUGUUCAAUGGAAUUUCUUUUAAUUCGAGGAAGAUUGAAAUAUCUAUCAGAUCAUUCAGAUUCAGACUUUGGGGAAACACCAGAAAGAUUAUCAUUGAUGAACUCCAUAUAAAUGUGAAAAACAGAGGAACAAAUUCUGAUCAAACGAGGACAAAUAAGGGAAAGAAGAAGAAGAAGACGACAAAUGGUUCUGAUGAUCAAGAUCGUCUCACCAUAAUACCGUCUAGUGGAAUAUUCGCCAAAGUGAUUCGUUUUGCUCUUUCUAGAAUUCCAUUAAUAGAUAUACAGAUUCGAAACUCUCAUAUUACCACACCAAAUGGGAAAACUUCCUUAGAUUAUGUGAAGUUUUCAAUGUCCUCAAGGCAUUCAGAAAGAUUUUCCGACACAAUAAAAUUCAACAGUAUCAUAAUAUUGAACAAUGUGUCCGUUUCUCUUAAUCAGAAACAAGAUACCAAAUCUCCAUUAUCAACAGAGACCUUGAAAAUUCAAUGCCAUUGGCAAGUUAAUCUUAACGAUGGCUCAGUGUAUAGAAUAAAGACCAAGGUUUUUAUUGAUCAUUUGAGGGUACUGUUAUUUAGUUUGGUGAAGCAUUAUUUGCAAGAGGUAACAUCACAAACUGAUAUCCAGUCUAAUAAUAAGGAAGGAGCACAAACCAAGCCAACCGUUGAAGAUUCAGAGAGUCCUCUUUCCAAACUACAAAGACUUCAUCGUAAACUUUAUGGAGGCAUUGAAGAAGUAUCUGUUCAUGUCGAGAAUACCGCAAUCCUUGAAAUUCCAUUUGCAAACCCUCAUGCACAAGAAUCUAUUGAGGAAUAUUUCAAUAAAAAAAGUCCUACAGCAGCAACUGAAUUGAGAACUAAAUCUAUUUCUGUAAAUUAUCUGAGAUUACAUCCACAAUCCCCUGGCUUCCAAGUUCUUUUCGACCCAGUAAGGGACACUCCAUUUCAUAUUAUAUCGUCUGUUCAACUUUUAACGGUGAACUACACUACUUUGUUUGAAUUAGAGAAACGAGUGGUUAAAAGGACUGACGAAGUCUUGAAUUUACCUAAUUUUGGAUGUACCAUCAAGUCGAACGUUUUGGAUCACCUUGCUAGAGGAGAUGGUUUCAAGAAUUGUGUCAUUGAACUUUUCUCAUCUGCCAGCAGUCCCAUCGUUGAUCUUGACACUGAGCAACUUACCUCAUUCAAUUAUAAUAUCGUAUUGAUUGUGAAAUAUUUGAAACUAUUAAAGGGUAAUAGGAAAUUCAUGCAUGGACAAGGCACAUCGCAUGACGAGAGUCUGGAUAAAUAUGAUGACGAUGAUUCUGAAUUACAGUCUGAUGAUACUAUAGUAUCAAAGGAAUACGAAUAUGAUAACGAGAGUAUAACGAUUGAAUAUACCGAAAGUAGAAAUCAAACGCUAGCCUCGGAAACUCCAGAGAAUCACUUAUUAAAAUUGUUGUAUGAUUACUAUCCAAAGGUAGAAGUCAAAUUAGUUGUUGAACAACCAAGAUUUAUCAUUAGACAUACGAAUGACGUAACCGAUUCAACCCAACUUUUGAAUUUCUCAUAUUCAUAUUUGAAUUUGCAUGUUCUUACAAAUUCUACUAGAGAAUACGAUUGUAAUUGUAACUUUUUGCAUCCAGCGAUUAACUAUAUUGAGAAAUCCAACACUAAGUCCAAUAAAAUAAUUCAGAGUGAAAUAUUCGGCAUCGAAUCUCUUGAUGUUAAGGUCGAUGUAUUAAGGAACUUCAGGGUUAAGCCUUCGGUUUAUAUUCUGAAUGUUAAUGUUGAUUUAUCUGAAUUGGAUGUGAUCCAUGGUAUGAGCAAUCUUUUACAAGAAAUAAAUUUCAUGGUGGAUCAAAAUCUAACUAAGGGAUUCUUGAAUGUUCAACUAAACGAAAAGUUGAGAGAAUAUUUUAGAAAGAGACCCCGUCAAAUCAGGAGACCGGAAUUAAACCUUGAAGACAAAGUCUUCAAGAACUUGCCUCAUUGGUUAUUACAAACAGAUAUAAAUGUAUCGAAAAUAUCAUUAAAACUUGGUUCAAGAUCACCAUUCAUGAAACCAGAAGAAUUAUCUCAAUUUAAUAAAGGUCUGGAUAAGGAUUUGAGGACCAUGACAAUAAGCUUAGUCAAGCUACAUGUGUACAUUGCCAACGAACUGCAAAAUAAAAGUUUCAGAUUUGAAAUGCAAAAUCAAACAAUGAACGCUGGCAAAAGUGAAAUUACCAAAAGUUUUCUACCAUAUUGGGCAGUUGCAAUUAAAUUAGAACACUUUGGAGUCAGUAUUCAAAACAACAACGAGACGGAUGGCACUUUCCUUGCUAUUCCAUCUCUUUCAUUGGAUCUUAUUGCAGCCAAAAUAAAUGAAAAAAACAAAUUGAUUGUGAACAAUGAUAUUGGUGAUAUAUCUGGAUUCUAUGAUCGGUACAAGCUUUUCGUGCUUCUUGGAAGUGUUAAUAUGGUUAAAGAAGUCAUUCUUACCCCAAUAAAAAUGAUGGGUGAGAGAUGGAAAAAGGAUAAAAGAAUUAUUUCUAGAGAAGACUCAUUUAAACCAGAGUAUGACGUUCAUCCAAAAGAUUUCAUAUAUGUUGAUUCUAAUGUGUCAAAAAUUGAACUUGAAGUUGAAUUAAGUGAUGAUUUCAAAAUUAAAGUGCAAACUUUUGAUAUUAAUGCUUUCUUCAGUGACGGUAUAAUUACUUUAACAAACAAACUUUCAAGGCUACUUGCAGACUCCCCAACCGUAUCACAAUGCUGGACAAGGGUUCUUUGCCUUGAUUCGUUGAAGGUGGUUGUGAAUGACCCUUCAUUGUCCUGUCCUGUUGACGUGACUGUGGAAUCUAUUAGGAUCCUCCAUCCUCAUCAAUUUGUAGUAUAUCAUUUGUUUGAUAACUUGGCAAUUACAGUUAAAAUUGCGAAGCACUUGUUCCAGACACUUAAGGGUGAUAAUAAUCGAGAUCUGAUUGUUGUACCCACUGAAUCCAAAGCUCUCGAUGUUCCAAAUAUCCGUUUGAGAACAAGAAAGAUUUUCUUCGCCAUGGAAGAUGAUCCAUUCGAAGCUGAAUUGGCGAUGAUCUAUCAAUUAGGUUUAGUUGAACAAAGAAAGAGAUUAGAACAAUUAAGUUUAUUUGAAAAUAAAGCCAAACUGACAGGAAUUGACAAACAGGAAUAUGCCAAUCUUAAAGAAACACUUGAAGAAACAAUAUCCAAAUCAUGGAUCAGAAAGGUCAAGGUAUUUAAGGGAAUGUUGAGUGAAGAAAUUAUUAAAAAUAAGAAGUAUUUAUUUGGUAGUGAAGCAACACUUCCACCUCAGCUUAAUGAGGGGAUUGUAUCUUAUAUGAUCCAAGCCCCAUUGUUUUCAGCCAUUCUAGAAAGCCUUGAUGUUAAUAUAUCUUCAACUAAAUUUAGCUUGGAUGAGUUACCGCAAUUUCUUUAUGAUAUUGGUCAAGGUGUUCCGAAGGAUACAGUUUAUUCAUUGAUGUUACCAACAUAUAUUGAUUUGAAACUCGGGGAACUUAGAUUGCAUCUCCGUGAUUAUCCACUUCCGUUAUUGCAUGUACCUGCAAAUAUUGAUAAGUCUCCAAGUUUAGCUAUGCAUGGGCAUUUAAUAAUUUCCGAAAACUUGGUGACUGCUAAGGAACAUGUUAGAAGAUUGGAAAUUCCAUUGGUACCUGGUUCAAUAGAUUUUUCUAAAUUAGGAUACAAUGGAAUGAUAAUCGAGAAGGCAUUAUCAACUGUUAAGUUGUACUCAGAUUUAAGAAUUUCGUUCUCCUCUGAACAGUCUACCAGAUUUGUAUGGGGUCUGUCAUACCAAUUUGCAUUACAACAAACAAUUCUUAACUUUGACCAAUUUUCGAAACCACCUGUUGAUCCAUCGGAGAAGUUAGGUGUAUGGGAUAAAUUAAAAUAUGUCAUGCAUGGUAAUUUCAAUAUUCUGGUAAAAGGAGAAAGUGAUUUACAGAUUGCAAUUAAGGGUUCAAGAGAUCCAUAUAAUUUAUUUGGGUCUUCAUCUGGUUUUGUACUUGCAUUUAGAGAUCAAGUCGAAUGGAAGAUUAACGAACAUGAUGAUCCUCGACUGUUCUUCGAAAUUAUUGCCGAUAAAGUAUCGUUUUUCAUUCCAAAUUAUUUGGCGGCUCCAUUAAUCGCGUGGACUAGACAAAGUUCUAAAUCUACGUAUUUACCCACUUCUCAAAAUUUUGUUAGUACAGCUUAUGCAUAUUAUUUGGAAGAUAUACCUACCCCAACACGCCAGGAAUCAUUAUUAUUGAAUAGAGAUGUUCUUGAGAAAACUGUGUUAAAAUUGAGUGGAGGAAUCAACUUCAAACUUGGCUUCCUCUUUCAAAGAGAUGGUGCUGAUGGUAAGAAAACUUAUGAUGCUAAACCACAUUAUGAAGUGGAAUUGUAUAAUCCAGAGUAUACAGAAGAGGGACAUGACUCCUAUUCGGGAUUCCGCAGUGAUUACAUACAUAUGGCAAUUUCGCUUACUUCCAAUAAUGAAGGUUGCAAUAAUGCAAUCCAUUUAAGUCCUGGCGUUUUUAAACAAUUGUUCAGUUGGUGGGUACUUUUUUCAGGGAACAUGAUGCUUCCUAUUAGACGUGGACCAUUAUUUGGAGACCUUAAGGAAGAUAAGAAAUUCUCCCAACACUUGUACACUAACAAAUUCUUAUUUGAUUUCAGUGACGUCUUUAUUUCGCACAUUUAUAGAGAUGAAACUGUUGAUGGUGACAAGGAUAUAAUCGAGUGCAUUGGAGUCCGUGGAAAGAUGCAGCACUUUGUUCUUGAUUUACAUCAAAGGAAGGAACAUCAAAUAGAAGUACACGAAGGACUUGAUAGAAAAAAGAAAAUCAAAAAGAUGAACUUCAAUAUUGGUGAAUCUCAUUUGAAAGGAAUUGAUUUAAGAGCUGUUCAUUCUCGAUUUGAUCAUGAUAUUUAUUCUAAAGUUGAUGAAAAGUAUGACGAUAAAGAUUCUACAUAUUGGACAUUUGAUGGUAACUCGCUGUGGUUUGACAUCGAUGACUACGAAGAGGCAUACAUUCCAGCUUUGAAAAAGAAUAGACGAGAUGUUAAAAUAUAUCCAUUGAUGUACACAGAAUGCUUUUCUUACUUUAGAGACACGAGUAAGGAGUCCGAAUUGGAUUCUCCUGAACUCGGGAACGAAGAUAGUCAUAAUUGCAAGAUUCAUUCAGAGAAUAUGUUUGAAUCUCUUUUAACAUUGUACCGCACUAGAAUAACACAAUUGGAAAAGCAAAUUAAAAAGAAUCAAAGAAAAGGCAAGCCAACUGAACAAUUACAAGCUCGUAUCGAGUCUCUUGAAGCGAAUAUUAAGGAGCAAGUUGAUGUUAAGUCUCACAAGGGAGAAAAUAUUUCUGAUUUGUUCCACAAUAGAUUUAUGCUUAUCAGCAUGAUGUUGAAAUGGAAUAUUGAAAAUAGAAAUUUGUUGUUGAAAUACAUCCAAUUUGUACAAUGGAAAAGUUAUAUAACUAAAUACCUCAGUUAUGAUUCCAUCCGCACACUUCAAGAUAUUAUCGAUAAAAGGAAGGAUAUUGCUCCUGGGGAUAUUGAAACCAUUCAAACUGAACUCAAUGAAUGUAUGAACCGUCAACAGAUGCUUGAUAAUGAGAAUUUGAAUAAAGACGAAUCCUCGGAAGAAAGAUUAGGCAAAUUUGAUGAAAUAUUGAGAAGAGUUGCUGAUGGUAACACAGUUACGGAAGAUUUCUUGAUCGAAAUCAUUUCUCCACAAAUUCAAUUACAAAGUAGCGAAGCCCCCGAUUCGGUUGUGCUUGUUGCAGCUCCAAACAUUGACGUUAAGAUUCUUUCUGUAGUUGAACAAGGGAAACUGAAUGUUUCGAACAUAGUUGCCUUGGAAAAUAGGUAUGGUGUUCUUAUGAGAGAUGCAAAUAUUUUUGUUUUGAAUAAGGAUAUGGUUGCAUCUCACGACUUGAUAUUGGCUCAAAAACCAUAUGGAUCUAAAGAAAACUGGCCACCGUGGCUCGGAAUAGAGAUUUGUAAAAACGGUACAUUAGCUGGAUAUGACAAUUUGUUGGUAGAAAAGACAUCUACGAUGGUGACGUUUGAGCAUGUCAAACCACUUGGUCACAAGCAAGAUGAAAGCGAAAAUGAUGCUAAGUCAAUACAACCUAACGUCAAGAGUAGUAGUGAUAGUGCUAACCGCGUUCUUCGGAUCGAUGUACCUAAAUUCGUUGUCACAUCCACGGCAAAGCAAUAUUCUACAUUAUAUAUAAUUGUGAUAAGCUUGCUAUUUUAUUCCGAACCGUUGAGCAAGAACUUAACUGAUAAGCUCGAAAAAUUGAAAUUUUCCAUUGAUUUCCAAGAUUUAAAUGCAUUGCAAGGAAGACUUAUAAAUUUACAUAAAUACUAUCAAUUACUUGAUAAACUUACUCAAAACUAUCAAUUCAAACAACAUGUUCUUGAUAAUGAAGAUUUGAACAACCAUUUGAGUUUGAACUUGGAGAAGGGUAGCACUGCGCUUGAAAUUUACUUAAUGAUGCAGUCUAUCUUGGGAGGUGACUUGGAACAUCAAGUAGGAGACACAAAGGCCAUGUCACAUUGGACUAUCAGAGCAGAUCAAAUUAUUUUGCAUCUACUUGAAGAUGACCGAACACCAAUCCUUGAUGUUGGCAUGGCCCGUGGUAUUUGCCAAAGAACUAUUAAUGACGAUGGUUCUAAUAUAAACAGAAUAGAAAUUUUCAUGAUGCAAGGAUUCAAUUUAUUGAAAACUGCUAGAUACCCCGAAUUAUUCGCACCAUUUGAAAUGGAUGUGAAUGACGAUAGUGAAAAUGUUAUUGUUGUUGAUUGGACUAUGAACAGACCUAUAGGAGGAAUUAAAAUCAUUGAAGACUUUCAAGUAAAUGCUAAGCCGUUAAAGAUCAAAAUCGAUGACAUAACUGGCGAAAAGCUCUUAGAAUAUAUCUUCCAGAGUGAUGGAGAUAUAAACGAAAGUCCAUUAAUUGCAUUAGCAGAGAAACACACCAAGGAAAAUAAUGGCGAUGAUGUUGAUAAUGAAGACAACGAUGAAUGUGAUAGUGAACCAGAGCUAGACGGGGUACAUGUGGAGAUGCUUGAAGGAACGAAUAAGCAGCCUCUGGAAGGUGAACGGUCAAGUUCUCUCAAUACCAGUAAAGCUUCACAAGCAGGAGAAAGUAAACUUCUGAAAAGAUUGAAUAAUGUACACUUUGCUACAGAUUCAUCAUCGAGUGAAUUCAACUCUGAACAUGGGAAUGACGUGGAAGAAAUGGUUUCAAGAUCUAAAAAAUACAUGAGUAUUGGUGCAUUGGUUGUGCAAUCAUUAAGAGUGCUGGUGUCAAUAAAAUGUCACAAGGGAUUCUUGAGGGUAUUGAACGUGGAGGAUUUUGUCAUCGAUCUUCCAGAAUUUGCCAUUCAUUCAGAAGUUGUAUCAGUUCUUGACAUUACCAUGUUGAUGCAAAAAUUCUUCAUCAAGGCUCUCUUGAGUCAUACUGGUAGAUUGUUGAAGAAUAAAUUUCAAGUACGGAAGGAUAAAGGUAAAAAUAUGAUCAAACGACCUCUCAGACCAGUAAAGAAAUAUGUCAAUUUUACCUCUGUUGCCGAAUUGCGCGGAGUACCAUCCGUUUCCCCUUCAGCUAACCAAGAAGUUAGUUUGAUAUAG